Molecule: messenger RNA, 13532 nt
Organism: Balaenoptera acutorostrata (minke whale)
Lineage: Eukaryota; Metazoa; Chordata; Mammalia; Artiodactyla; Balaenopteridae
Gene: AKAP13
Product: A-kinase anchoring protein 13
Exons: 39
Coding region: 235-8715 (2826 amino acids)
Biological process (GO): positive regulation of canonical NF-kappaB signal transduction; adrenergic receptor signaling pathway; regulation of Rho protein signal transduction
Cellular component (GO): membrane; actin cytoskeleton
Molecular function (GO): guanyl-nucleotide exchange factor activity; MAP kinase scaffold activity
Source: RefSeq, a predicted model, not a curated record
GGGCUGUGUGCAGGGCCAGCAGGGAGCCGGAGCCGCCGCGGUGAAGCUUCUAGGCUCCGCCGAGGUCGCCGCGCCCGCUCCUCGCCUCUGCCGCCGCAGUUUCAAGCCGUUGCCGCCACCGCCGCCUCUGCCGCCGGAGGAGCGGCCGCCUAUUGUCUUUCUCCGCGGCGAAGGUGCGGAGCUGCUCCGGCUCGGCCCGCGGGGGAGCCCCGGGCGCCUCACGUGUCCUGGGUCAUGAAACUUAAUCCACAACAAGCUCCAUUAUAUGGCGACUGUGUUGUUACUGUACUGCUCGCUGAAGAGGACAAAGUUGAGGAUGAUGUAGUUUUUUACUUGGUAUUUUCGGGUUCCACCCUCCAUCACUGUACAAGUACUCGGAAGAUCAGUUCUGAUACGCUGGAGACCAUUGCUCCUGGUCAUGACUGCUGCGAGACGGUGAAGGUGCUGCUCUGUGCUUCCAGAGAGGGCCUGCCUGUGUUUGUGGUGGCGGAAGAAGACUUCAAGUUCAUCCAGGAUGAGGCCUACGAUGCAGCCCAGUUCCUGGCAACCAGUGCUGGAAAUCAGCAGGCUCUGAACUUCACCCGUUUCCUGGAUCGGUCAGGACCCCCGUCCAGGGACGUGAAUUCCCUUGAUGAGAAGGUUGCCCUGGCGUUCAGGCACCUGAAGCUGCCAGCGGAGUGGAAUGUGUUGGGAACAGAUGCAACUUCGCAUGAUGGUGGCCCCCGAGAGACAUUGAUGCAUUUUGCUGCACGGCUGGGGCUGCUGAGGUUGACGUGGUUCCUGUUGCAGAAGCCAGGUGGCCGCGGAGCUCUCAGCAUCCACAACCAAGAAGGAGCGACCCCUGUGAGCUUGGCCUUGGAGCGGGGUUAUCACAAGCUGCACAGGCUUCUAACUGAGGAGGAUGCUGGAGAACCAGACUCCUGGAGCAGUUUAUCCUAUGAAGUCCCUUACGGAGACUGUUCUGUGAGGCAUCACCGAGAGCUGGACGUCUAUACGUUAACCUCUGAGUCUGAACCACACCAGGAACCCCCACUUCCUGGAGACAGUUGCACUGGACAUAUUUUUAAGCUUAUGAGCAUCCAACAGCAGCUAAUGAAAACAAACCUCAAACAGAUGGACAGUCGUAUGCCCUCAGUGGUGACAGCACAAGAACCUUCAAGUCUGCCCAGUGACCAAGAUACAGAUGGUCAGUUUCUUCCCUGUGCAUCAGCGCCCACAGCCAGCCAGCAGCUUGCUUCUCCUGAAGGUGCUGAGAGCUCUCAGUGCUGCCAUGGGAGCACUGUGGGGCAGAUUGAAAGUUCCUAUGAUUUGUCAAGUGUGGUUAAGGAAGAGAAUACAGACUCUUCCCAUAGGAAGAAAAAUACAGGCGUGGAGAGAAAAGGAGACGAGGAGGAGCCAGCACCUAUCGUGGACUCCGGGACUGCGUCUGAUCCCGACAGCUGCCGUCAGAGCACACCUGAUUGCAAAGGAAAGGACACAGAAGGCCUUCCAUCCUGUGGAGUGAGAAGUGAAGAAACUGGAACAAAAUCUUCGGCAAUGGCCACAGGCCAGGAGUCUCCAGGCAGUGGAGGCCGUGUCCUGCAGGGAGGCGUAGCCCUGGAGCCCGGCACGGCCCAGUCUUUCUCUGGAGGUGAACUGGUGGUCCCUUCACCAGCAGGUGCCAGCGUCCCAGACACCGCAGGGGAAACGGAACACAGUCUCGUGAACCCAGAGGCCACCAUCCAGAGGAAUGUGCUUGCAGCGGGGGAGAGUAUGAAGGAAAGAUUUGAGGACUCUAAUAUCAGCACAGCUGGAGCCUCUGACGUAAAAGUCACCGACGAGCCUGUGGACAAAGCCAGCGUUCCCAACGGUGUCUCUGCCGCUGGCUCCCUGGUUGCUGACAAGCCUGCUGAGUCUUUACUUGUCGUUAGUGAUGAAGAAACUGCCAUUGAUGAAAACACUGCAGAAACGGAAACUUCUGGAAGUUGUGAAGAGAGUGCUGAUGCUCCAGGAGCUCAGAACUCUCAGUUAAUUCUAGCUGCUGCAAAAGAUGAGAUUUCAGAAGGGCUCGAACUUGACACUCCCCGGGCCAGCAUGUGUGUGGCGGUGUCACCCCCUGAUUUAACCUUUCCCAGGCCGCAAAAAGAUGUUAUGCCAAACCAGAAAUCAGAAACGGAUUCAUCUCGUGUUCAAAGCCAAAACAGCAAAUCACCCAUCUGUUCUACAACUGGAGAUGAUAAACUUUGUGUUGCCUCUGCAUGUCGACAGAACACGGGGACUUCUAGUGGUGUGUUGGCUGUAGAACACUGUGAUGACAUAGUUACCCAGCCUGAAGGCACCACCACAGGGCUGCUCAACACACAACCGCUGCCCACUGCCAGCUGCUCGGAAGGCCCACAGGCUAACACGGUCACCCCUGACCCUGUUAGAGACACCCAGGAACAUGUGGAUUUUUGUCCUCUCCAAGUUUUGGAUAAAGAAAGCCAAGGAAAAGAUUCGAAACUAGAAACAUCUUUAGCAGAUAUGCUUGAGGUAGUUCCACAUCCACAUGCUCUUGUCCCCAAAGCUGAGAAAGAAUGGGUGUCAGACCAGGCAGUGACAUCAGGCAGGACUUCCUCUCUGACAGGCAGUCCCGGCAGUGAAUCAGUAACCAAAGAUGACGCACUUUCUCUUGUCCCCUCCUCCCAGAAUGAAAAAGGAACAGCAACUCUUGAACCACAUACAGAUUGUAGAGAUGGCCCAGAUGGAGAUUCGAAUGAUCUGGAGAAGCAGCCACCAGAAGACAGUGCAGUGGGCCUGUGCCCACCGUCCUCUGCUCUAGAUCUUCAGCCCGGCAUGGGGAAUACCAGUCCCGUAGGACCUGGUGGGGAGUGUGAGUGUCCCUGCCUCUCAGCAGCCCCUGAAGUCCUGAAUAUCGUCGAGGGGGCCACUGACUCUUCCCUGCUCCAUGUGGGUCAGGCCACUUUGGCCUCUGAUUCCGCUUUGACUGAAGAAGGGAAAGAUCAGGUGGUUCCAGAGAGCCCUGCAGCGCAGGGACCAGAAGACAAGGAUAAAGCAGUGACCUGUUCCUCCAUUAAGGACAGCACUCUUCGUUCAGGAACGUUGCAGGAAGAGCCGAGAACACCACCUCCUGGACAGGAGGCCCCGGGAUUCUGUGAAGAACCUGGCCCAGCCGCCUGUGAUGAGGACAGGGCUCCUCGGAACGGUAAUUCACUGGGCACACCCUUGGCCUGUCUUCACGCAGAAACUAAACAUAACAAGGAAGUGGCCCCACCAGUCGCACCGCUGGUGGAAGGUGGGGCUGCACAGAGCCUGGUGCCACCAGGAGCAAGUCUGGCUGCAGACUCAAGCCAGGAGGCCUCAGGUACAGAGCAGAGCAGCUCGCGUCCAUUGCCAAAUCUGUUACCAGGUGGGUUCGAGGUUCUUACUUGUGAGCGAUCUUCUGCUCUGGAUGUUGAGGUGAAAAACACUCAGUCCCAGGGGAAGACCACUGCUUGUGAGGUGAGUGGAAAUGCAGCAUUGGGUGGUGCCGUGGUCAGUGCUCUGCAAGGCACCACUGGGGCCAGGAGAAAGGACAUACCACACAACGCUCCAGACACCCAGAUUCCGCAAGUCUCUUCGAGCCAGGAGAAGAAUAUGAUCCUGGGUUUGCCGGGACCUUUACCGGACAAAGGUGUGCCUGACCCUCAGGGAGCCGCACCCCCAGAGGCUGUGUCCCUGGGUUGGGAGAAGGGGAAGGUGGGGGGAGCAGGUGGCAGCCGUAGCACAGGCAACUCCAAGGAGACACAGGUGGAUGAGGAAGCGCAUCACGUCCUGCCGCAGCCUGCUGCCAAAGAGCACCCCACAGAGACGGGGCUCUCAAGCCGUGGUGACAAGGCCCCAGGCAGGGGAAGGGAUGGUGCCCCUCUGCCCUGCACCGUCGCUGCCAAAGCCGUGCUUCUGCCUGAGACAGCAGACUUGAUUGAGGAGGCUGCGAGUCGCAUAGUGGAUGCUGUCAUAGAACGAGUCAAGGCCUCGGGAGAACUGACGACAGAGGGGGAAGUCAGUCACAUGUCACUGCCCUGUCCUUCCGAGUCGGGCCCAGGGCCUGAACAGCUGGAGAGUGCUUCUGCAGGGAAGGCGAGUGCUUUCCAGCCUGCGGAGACCCCGCCAAUGGGCAGUAGUCGUGGAGAAGCCUCUGGGAACCUUGCAGGAUGCUUUGCUGGAAGGGAGGAGCCAGAGAAGAUUAUUCUGCCUCUCCAGGGACCAACUCCGGCAACAGAAAUGCCAGACACGAAAGCUGAAGAUGAAGUGGAUUUUCUGAGUAAUACCAAGGAGAGUUCAGUUUCUGAAGAGGUGGCUGUAGGAAACAUAGCUUCUACGCCGGAGGUGAAACAAGGCCCGAAGACCCAGGCGAUAAACCGAGAAAGCUGGUGUACCAUUGAGCCAUGCCCAGAUGCAGCAUCUCUUUUGGCUCCCACGCAGAGCCCAGAAUGUGAUAACUUCCUGGAUGUUGGAUUGAGCAGAGAGUGUGCCUCAAAACAAGGUGUCCUUAAAAGAGAAUCUGGGAGCGAUUCUGACCUCUUCCACUCACCCAGUGAAGAAGUGGACAGCAUUAUCUUCUCCAAGCCUGAGGAAGAACAGUUGGCCUGUGAUAUCACUGGAUCCAGUUCCUCCACCGAUGACACAGCGUCCUUGGAUCGACAUUCUUCUCAUGGCAGUGAUGUGUCCCUCCCCCAGAUUUCAAAUUUGAACAGGUCCAGAGACCAACAAUGUCUUGAUGGUUUCUACAACCAUGGGGUGGGAGCUGAGGGUCGAGAGAGUGAGAGUGAGCCUGCUGGCUCCGGUGAGAUGGAAGAGGAGGAGAUGGACAGCAUCACCGAAGUGCCUGCGAACUGCUCUGUCCUGAGGAGCUCUAUGCGCUCUCUGUCCCCUUUCCGGAGGCACAGCUGGGGUCCUGGGAAGAACGCAGCCAGUGACGCAGAAAUGAACCAGCGGAGUUCAAUGCGAGUUCUUGGGGAUGUUGUCAGGAGACCUCCCAUUCAUAGGAGAAGUAUGAGCUGGUGUCCCUCUGGUGUGCAAUACUCUGCUGCCCUGAGCGCUGACUUUAAUUACAGAAGUUUCAGUCUAGAAGGCUUGACAGGAGGAGCUGGUAUUGGAAACAAGCCAUCCUCAUCUCUGGAAGUAAACUCUUCAAACACCAAAGACAGACACCCUUUUAGUGGCGAGGAAAGGGGUGACUCGUUGGUGUCACUUUCAGAAGAGGAUCUGGAAUCAGGCCAGAGAGAACAUAGGAUGUUUGAUCAGCAGACAUGUCACAGAUCUAAACAACAGGGAUUUAAUUACUGUACAUCAGCCAUUUCUUCUCCAUUGACGAAAUCCAUCUCAUUAAUGACAAUCAGCCAUCCUGGGUUGGACAAUUCACGGCCCUUCCACAACACCAAUGCUAAUCUGACUGAGAGUAUAACAGAAGAGAACUUUAAUUUCCUGCCACAAAGCCCCUCCAAGAAAGAUUUUGAAGGGAAGAGUGGAACAAAAGUCAGUCGUACGUUCAGCUACAUCAAGAAUAAAAUGUCCAGCAGUAAGAAGAGCAGGGAAAAGGAAAAGGAGAAAGAUAAAAUUAAGGAGAAGGAGAAAGAUUCCAAAGAGAAGGAGAAGGACAAGAAGACUGUGAACGGGCACACUUUCAGUUCCAUCCCUGUUGUGGGUCCCAUCAGCUGUAGCCAGUGCACGAAGCCUUUCACCAACAAAGACGCCUAUACUUGUGCAAAUUGUAGUGCUUUUGUCCACAAAGGCUGUAGAGAAAGUCUGGCCUCCUGUGCAAAGGUCAAAAUGAAGCAGCCCAAAGGGAGCCUUCAAGCACACGACACAUCUUCGCUGCCCACAGUCAUUAUGAGAAACAAGUCCUCCCAGCCCAAGGAGCGCCCUCGGUCCGCAGUCCUCCUGGCCGAUGAAACCACUGCCGCCCCCAUGUUUGUUAACAGACGGUCCCAGCAGAGUGUGUCGCUCUCCAAAAGUGUCUCCAUUCAGAACAUUGCUGGAGUUGGCAAUGAUGAGAACAUAUCAAACACCUGGAAAUUCCUGUCUCAUUCAACAGACUCACUAAAUAAAAUCAGCAAGGUCAAUGAGUCAACAGAGUCCCUUACUGAUGAGGGAGUAGGUACAGACAUGAAUGAAGGGCAGCUAAUGGGAGACUUUGAGCUUGAGUCCAAACAGCUGGAAGCAGAGUCCUGGAGUCAGAUAGUGGACAGCAAGUUUCUGAAACAGCAAAAGAAAGAUGUGGUCAAACGGCAAGAAGUGAUUUAUGAGCUGAUGCAGACGGAGUUCCACCACCUCCGCACACUCAAGAUCAUGAGCGACGUGUACAGCCGGGGCAUGACGGCUGACCUGCUCUUCGAGCAGCAGAUGGUGGAGAAGCUCUUCCCCUGUUUGGAUGAGCUGAUCAGUAUCCACAGCCAGUUCUUACAGAGGAUCCUGGAGCGGAAGAAGGACUCUCUGGUGGAUAAAAGUGAAAAGAACUUUCUCAUCAAGAGGAUUGGGGAUGUGCUUGUGCACCAGUUUUCAGGAGAGAACGCAAAACGCUUAAAGAAGACAUACGGCAAGUUUUGUGGGCAGCACAACCAGUCUGUAAACUACUUCAAAGACCUCUAUACCAAGGAUAAGCGUUUUCAGGCCUUUGUGAAGAAGAAGAUGAGCAGUUCAGUCGUACGGAGGCUUGGAAUCCCAGAGUGUGUAUUGCUUGUAACCCAACGGAUCACCAAAUACCCGGUUUUGUUCCAAAGAAUAUUGCAGUGUACCAAAGACAGUGAAGUGGAGCAGGAAGAUCUAGCUCAGUCCCUGGGCCUGGUGAAGGAUGUGAUUGGAGCUGUGGACAGCAAAGUGGCAAGUUAUGAAAAGAAGGUCCGUCUCAAUGAGAUUUAUACAAAGACAGAUAGCAAGUCGAUCAUGAGAAUGAAGAGUGGUCAGAUGUUUGCCAAGGAGGAUCUGAAGCGGAAGAAGCUCGUGCGGGAUGGGAGCGUGUUUCUGAAGAGCACAACAGGGAGGUUGAAAGAGGUUCAAGCGGUCCUGCUUACUGACAUUUUAGUUUUCCUUCAAGAAAAAGACCAGAAAUACGUCUUUGCGUCAUUGGACCAGAAGUCAACGGUGAUCUCUCUAAAGAAGCUGAUUGUAAGAGAGGUAGCACACGAGGAGAAAGGUUUAUUCCUAAUCAGUAUGGGGAUGAAAGAUCCAGAGAUGGUGGAAGUCCACGCCAGCUCCAAAGAGGAGCGGAACAGCUGGAUUCAGAUCAUCCAGGACACGAUCAGCACCCUGAACAGAGAUGAAGAUGAAGGAAUUCCUAGUGAGAAUGAGGAAGAAAAGAAGAUGUUGGACACCAAAGCUCGGGAGUUAAAAGAACAACUUCAACAAAAGGACCAGCAGAUCCUACUCUUACUGGAAGAGAAGGAGAUGAUUUUCCGGGACAUGACUGAGUGCAGCACUCCCUUGCCAGAGGAUUGCUCCCCAACUCAAAGCUCUAGAAUCCUCUUCCGAUCCAACACAGAAGAGGCUUUCAAAGGAGGGCCUUUAAUGAAAAGUGCAAUAAAUGAGGUGGAGAUCCUUCAGGGUUUGGUGAGUGGAAGCCUGGGAGGCACACUUGGGCAGGCUGUCAGCAGCCCUGUUGAACAAGAAGGCAUGGUAGGCCCCGUUUCCUUGCCCCGGAGAGCAGAGACCUUUGGAGGAUUUGACAGCCAUCAGAUGAAUGCUUCAAAAGGAGGUGAGAAGGAAGAGGGAGAUGAUGGUCAAGAUCUUAGGAGGACAGAAUCGGAUAGUGGUCUGAAAAAGGGUGGAAAUGCUAACCUGGUAUUUAUGCUUAAAAGAAACAGUGAGCAGGUUGUGCAGAGCGUCGUCCAUCUCCACGAGCUCCUCAGCACUUUGCAGGGGGUAGUGCUGCAGCAGGACAGCUACAUCGAGGACCAGAAGCUGCUGCUGACCGAGCGGGCGCUCACGCGGACGGCGUCGCGGCCCAGCUCCCUCAUCGAGCAGGAGAAGCAGCGCAGCCUGGAGAAGCAGCGCCAGGACCUGGCCAACCUGCAGCGGCAGCAGGCGCAGCACCUGGAGGAGAAGCGGCGGCGCGAGCGCGAGUGGGAGGCCCGCGAGAGGGCGCUGCAGGAGCGCGAGGCGCGGCUGGCGCAGCGCGAGGACGAGCUGCGGCGCGGCCGCCAGGACCUGGAGCGCGAGCACGACGAGCUGCAGCACAGGAAGGUCGCCUACCAGAGCGACCUGGAGCGCCUGCGUGCCGCCCAGAGGCAGCUCGAGCGCGAGCAGGAGCAGCUGAAGCGGGAGGCCGACCGGUUCAGCCAGAGGCCCGCCGACUGUGACGUCCGCCAGGUUUCACAUCAACACACCAGGCUGAUGAGGAUCCCAUCCUUCCUUCCGAAUCCUGAGGAGACCCUCUUGCCACCGGCACCUUCCAUAGCCAAAUCAGGGUCAUUGGACUCAGAACUCUCAGUGUCCCCAAAAAGGAACAGCAUCUCUCGGACACACAAAGAAAAGGGGCCUUUUCACAUACUGGGUUCCACCAGCCAGACAAACAGAGUACCAGAGGGUCAGAGCCAGACCCCAGUGUCCACGUCCACCCGCCUGUUUGGGUUAGCUAAGCCAAAGGAAAAGAAGGAGAAAAAGAAGAAGAACAAAGGAAGCCGCUCGCAGCCCGGUGGUGACUGUGAGAGAGGUGUUGCUGACCCCCAGACACACUGGGAAGCUGAAGCUCGGGAUUAACUGACCUGCCUGCCGCCACAGGGCGUGCUAUCAAAUCCCACUGCACAAGAUGGCCCUGCAUCCGAAGUACCCGCAGAGGGGGAGGAGAUCUUCUGCUGACCCCAUUCCUCUCCGAGGCAGCCGUUCCUGUCCCGCCACGGUUACAGCCCCACCCCCUGCUGUCCUGUGCGCACACUCUCCUACACUGACACCCGUGCCCUGUGGCGCCCAGCCCUCCUGCACUGCCCAGGUCCUGGACCAGAAGAGCAAAUGGUCUUGGGGGUCAGGGUGGGGAAGGAGGCCCAGGAUUGGCAACCCAAUGCCUCUCGGGUUGGGGCCAGCCCUGCUGGAUGGUGGAUGUUACACCGAGAGUAGUGGCCCCAGAAGUCCAGGUGAUGGUUUUGGACAUGUCAGGAAUUCCUAAAGGCUGAAAGAGUGUUUCCAAAUGCGGUCUGAAACUCUUACUGCCUUUUAUUUUAGGGAACAGAACCAAAAAUCAAACAGCAGAUAGUUUGGACUUCAUCUGAACACAUACAGUAGCCCGUCUGCACAUACACGUGGAGUGCGCCAGAACUGUGCACGGUCUAUACCAGAUGCCUGCUGGGCUUGGCUCAAGCCCCGCACGAGGGGCGCUGCCCGCCACCGCUCAGGGAGCGCGCACUCAGAGCCUCACUCACUAGCCCUCCCAGGCUGUCUCCCUGUAAACUCACCCCUUGCACGCCUCACCCCUUUUCGCGUGUACUUCUCAUUUCACUUCAGAAGGGACGACAAACAUUUGUGAGAACCAGUGAGAGAAGGCUUGAUGUCUUUAAAAAGCAGACGAUCUUGAAACACCUUGAUUUUGGUGUUUCAGUCACUUUAAAAAGAAAAAAUAUCUAAUUUUAUCAAGUCUAUAAGAAAUCAUAUAUUGGCUUUCCAAGAUGUUUGCCCACAUGUUCUGGGCACAGACGAAGUAGAGAGGCCUCCUCACCAUCACCCCUGUGGCGUGACACUUUUUGGUUGUCACUGGCCAUUCAGCAGUGGCCACGGCCUCCUGGCAGUGUUCCUGAGACCUCGAGGUGCCUCCCCAGGGAAGAUGCUCCCGCCUGGCAGUCGCCGUGGGAGAGGGUGGCCCCAUCCGCGCUCCACCGCACAGGGACCGCCUGCUUCUCCUGCUGCCAGGGCGUGCCCACCCUGUACUAGACAGCUGGCCGAAAAGCAGGUUCAGGUGGGUGUGUUAGGCCCAUAUGAAGCGGUUCCCACCAGUACAGACCGAGAGUAGAGCUGGCCAGAAGGUAUGGCUUGUAAAGUUCUCCUAUCAGGAGGCCUGGCAAAAUUUGAUUUCCUUAAAAAGUUUUAAAAACGAAAGGCCUGUUGGUUUUUGUACUCUACUCCUUAAGGAACCCACAGAUGCUGCCUGUUUGUUCUUUUCCUUCUCUCUCUUUUUCUUGUCCCACUGUGUUUUGAUCUGUAUUCCUUGAGGCUUGUCACCAGCCGGGAGGUGCAGGAUGUUUCUCCCUGAGGCCCCUGCACCUGCCACACUUGUUAACCCCCCAGGAGGGGAGACCCUGGAAAAUUCUGUGCUUUAAAUGUGGUCUUUGAUUCCUGCCUUUUGCCCCUCAGGAGCAUGGGUCUUUGAACAUACUUUUUAAAAACAAACAAAAAAAUCUGUAACUUGGUGCUUGUUGAUGAAUUGCAAGCUGGCCUUGCAGAUGGAGAUAUUUAUCUUUCAGUUUAUUUGAAAGAGGUCUGGUUUAAAAUUUUUAGCUUAGAUUUGUUUUAUUUAUUUGUGUGUUGUGUGCAUGUGUGUAUGUGUGUGUGUGUGUGUUUUAAGGGUGAACACACCAGCCCAACGGUUUCAACUGUCCAGUCAAGCAGCGGGUGCUGCUUCCUUACUCCCCCGUGUCUGUCAAAGUGCCUCGAAGGCCCAAAGGAAAAUUAAGCGUUGGGGGAGGGGUCCAUUUCCUUCCCUCCUCCCACCCUCACCUCAUACUUUGAUCAAGGGAUGUCUUCUUCCUUGCUUGAGAGUUAAGAAACUUGCCACCCAUGGGCUACAUUUGCCUAGUUUUGUCAUGGAGAUUUCUUACCCUUCAGAAACACACUUUGAGCAGAAGCAGCUGAUUUUCUAUCGAACCUUCAUGUACCCCCCUCCCCCACCCACAAAGACCCUAAACAGCAAAAGGUUAGGUUGCCUCCUGCCACCAGUCCGUACAGCUCAGCUUGAGUACGGCCAGCCUGUCGUGCCUUUCUCAGAUCCACAGGGAGCCCAGCCGUCUGUCCCUGUCGCUGGCUCAGGUUCACCUCUGUGGGUCCCCGUCCCACAGAGAGAAGCUCUGCUGUAAAGGGGUGGGGCUGGUGAGUGAGGACCUGCGUCCUCCUUCCUCUGUCCGUGUAGGCCGGGCCUCCCUGUCUCCGGGCUUGAAACCAGGGCUCAGUGCUGACGGCAUUUGCCCUAACGCAGGCUCCUCACAAAGAGCACCCUGGACGCUGAGUUUCUGUAUAUAGCUGCACAGCUGGCUUUCAACUUUAAAGGGUCUUUUACUCCCAACUAGUUGUGAAGUUUCGGUUGCCUUGGUUAUUCGGUGGUAUUUUUUUUAAAAUGAUGAUUUCCCCUUCACCUGCACCCCACUAACUUAAAAUACUUUGGUCAGCUUGUGGCUGGACAAGUUUAGAAUCAGAAUCAGAAGGUAUCUCCCCCAGAACAGUGUGCGGUGCAGAGAGAGAACCACUUACCCGGACCCAUGCUUUUCCAUGCCUUCAUCCUCUCUCUCUCCCCCUUUGAUAAGGAACUCGGGGAUUUUGUUGUUGCGCUUGGGGAACCACCUGGGACUGUUGCUGCUCCUGCUUUUGCUGAUGGCCUUGAGCUCUCCUCUGACCUUGAGGCCUGACCUGGUUACUGAGGUGUCUUUCAUGUGAGAAGGGGCUGUCUCCCGCGACAGCUCAGACUCAGUUCUCCACAGUGUCCCCACGCUAGGGGCCGUGCUUCUCUAGCUCCGGAAAUCAGAUGCCUGGCCUUCCUUGUGUUUAGGUUUUGGGGGACAGAUGGAAACACCAUCCAGAGUUCCAGAAUCUCGUGAGUUGCCUGGAAGGAGGCUGCAUCUUCUCUCAACACUUACAUCAUCUCAAUGGUCGUCAUCCCAGUCGGGUGGCAUGUGCACUUUAAACGCUCUCUACAGUCAGCUUCACUUUCGAGACAAUCAGCUAUGCUAACUGUUUUCUUUGAAAAUGGAGAGGGUUAAAAACAUGCAGAUUGCCAUAAUUCAACCUUUGCCAACAUUCCAUCCUCUACCCCCCAUGAGAGCUGUCUGUGGGGAAGAAAUCCUUAUCAAGACUUUUUUUUUGGAAAGGUACGAAUCUUACCUUUUUUCUUCUCAUGUCUCAGGGUAAUACCACUAAAAGUUGUUACUUUGCUGAUAUUCUCCCUUAUUUGUUAUCUUCCCAAACCCCUAGUAUUAGCAGUAGUGAGCACACAUUUUUAAGAUCCUUGGGGUUUGUCGUACCUUUAUUUGGAAAGUGGGUAUUGUGUGUAGGGAUUAUAAAUAGGCCCCACCUUAAAUAAAAGGUAGCACCAUAACCUUAGGGGCCAGAACUCCAUCCCGAAGGUCCCGUUCACAGAAGUACUUUCUAUUUCAUCCAUUGGUCACAAAGGUUCUUUUUCCACAGCCAGUUCUUUCUCCCCAAGGAUUUGGUAUCGGCCUUGGAGCUGCAGUUGUUGAUACAGCGUUGAUGGGGGGCCAGUUGUGCCCAGAGGACAGCUAAGCCCAGGGACUGGGGUCGGGGCGCGUUGAGAGAGACGGUCCUGGUGAGUGGGCUUCAGCAGCCAUGAAGUGGGUGGCUUGGAGGGGACCCCAGACACUGCCAAGGGGUGUGGACACACUUGGAAUGUGGAAGCCCAGAAAGAACCCUGCCAAUUCCGCGGUGGCAGUGGUUGAGGGAUGUGUGCCUUGCUUUCCUGCAGCGGGGCAGUGUGGCACACACACACCUGUGGUCCUGGGGUCACGGCCCCACCUGGCGCUGUUGCUCCGAUUGACCCUCGGAGACAAGGAAAGGGGCAAAGAGAUUGUUUUGGUUUGGUUCGUCAUUUUCUUUCUUUCCAUGUAGCGUAACAUUCCUAGUUAACCGGAGCUUUGGGAUCUACUGCCUGCUGGCCAGGUUUUAAAGUGAAAAGUCUUUUAGUGCUGCCACAAGAGGGAAAAAAAACAAAGGCUUCUUUCCAUGUACCAAUCGAAUUUAAUUUGUCAAAAGCUCGACAGGCCUUGAGUGAGUUCUCCAUCUUGCUAAGGUUUAAAGACAGGCAGACCCAGCUGGCUAACGUCUCUCCUGCCGCAGACGGUGACAGCCUGCUCCAGACGCCCAGGCUGAGCCCAGUCUCUGCUCACCCCAGUCGUCACCCCCUUGAACGCGUCUGCCUUUUGUGACCACCUGCCAGGAUGGGCAGCUCCAGAGCACUGACAGGGGCCCGCCCGGUCGGCUGGCCCACGGUCACGGUUUAGCCUGAGGUUUCUGGCGUGUCGCCCCGCCAGGCGCGCAGGAGACACCAGGACAUGCAGGAGGGUGAUUACCAUGCACCUUAUACCUCUGCUCUCGUUUGUUGUUCUCAAAUGCUAAAUGAACGUUUCUGUGCUGAAUCCUAUUAGAUAAAAAGGGGUUAAAACCCAGAUGCUGUAUAUUAAUUUGUAAUUAUGUAUAAAGUGAAGCAGUUUUAAACUGUAAAGAUUUUUUCAGUGUGUUUUCUGGAAUUUUGCCACAACGUACUGGCUUUGUAUUUUAUUUAUCUUCCUUUCUGGUUAGCGGCUUCCGACCCUUGUAAAGUCCCCCUCCACCCUUUCAAAAAAAAUAAUAAAUGUCCUUUAAGUCUC